Notodromas monacha is the source of this 1446-nucleotide messenger RNA. The record is from the annotation of a GenBank genome assembly. NCBI's taxonomy places the organism in Eukaryota, Metazoa, Arthropoda, Ostracoda, Podocopida, Cyprididae.
AUGCAGUUCAAUUCACGCUAUUCUCUCCUUCCGUCAAAGCUUUAUCACCAUCAACAGCCCCUGCCACUGAAAGGGGCAAAAGCAGGUCAUUUCAAUGCCGCAUUGGCAGAACAGUUGCAAUGGUCUGAAGCCGACAAACAGUCUUGGGUAGAGAUUUGUAGCGGACAAAAAACCUUUAGUGAAUUUGAACCAUUGGCAAUGGUCUAUGCAGGACAUCAAUUUGGUCAGUGGGCAGGACAGCUCGGUGAUGGUCGAGGUUUAUUGAUUGCACAAAUUCUCGAUCAACAUGGGCAAACCAUUGACCUGCAUUUAAAGGGUGCAGGUUCUACUCCUUACUCGCGUAUGGGAGAUGGUCGUGCGGUACUUCGCUCCGUCAUUCGUGAGUAUUUGGCUGGACAUGCGCUGAAUAGUUUAGGCGUGGCUUCAAGCAACGCGGUGGGCUUUACCUCGUCGGCUCAAGGCGUGCAGCGGGAAAAGUUGGAACUCGGUGCCAUGAUGUUACGUACAUCAGACUGUCAUAUUCGCUUGGGACAUUUUGAGUGGAUCAAUCAGUAUCAACCUGAUUUACUCGACGAAUUUACCCAAAGAUGUAUCGCAUGGCAUUACCCCGAGUGUUUAGAUGCGGAACAACCUGUUUUGGCAUUUGCAACUCAAGUGAUUCAACGGACUGCGGUAAUGAUUGCCAAAUGGCAACUGGUCGGGUUCGCACAUGGGGUGAUGAAUACUGAUAAUUUAAACAUUACAGGUUCAACCCUCGAUUUUGGCCCUUAUGGUUUUAUGGAACGCUUCCGUCCGAAUUGGAUUAACAAUCACUCUGACUAUCAAGGCCGCUAUACCUAUCAGCAGCAGCCGAGCAUUGGACACUGGAACUUAUGGACAUGGUUGAAUAACCUCAUUCCGCUUUGUCCUCAAGACUAUGACAAAGAACAAUGGAAGCAAGACCUUGCCGAUUGCCUAGAGCACUAUGAACCCACGUUCUUGGAGCACUACAAACUGGGUUUAAGUCAGAAAAUGGGCUUACCUCAUUUCCACACCGAAAGUUUUGACUGUGCCAUGACCUUCUUACGGAUUCUACAAACUGAACAGCUCGACUACACACAAAGCUUUACUCGUUUGCAGAAUCAACAAUAUGAAAUGAUUAAAGAUGACUGCCUUGACCGUCGUCAAUUUGAAAUUUUCCUCGCUCAGUAUGAACAAAUUCGUGCAAAUCAAGACACAACAGAACUCAAUGCAGCCAUGCAACAAGCCAACCCUGUUUAUAUCCUACGCAAUCACAUGGCGCAAAAAGCGAUUGAGCUGGCUGAGCGGAAUGAUUUCUCAGAAGUCGAACGCUUAUUUGACCUGCUUAGCCACCCGUUUGAGCGAAAUGUAGCACUAGAGAAAGCUGAGGAUUUAGCACCUUUACCAACGGAUGUUCCUGAGGUGAUGGUGAGUUGUUCAUCUUAA